AUGAAGUUUAAGCAAAAGAAAUCUUCAAAACUGAUUUUAUCAGAUAAGAUUGCUGAUGCUUUAACUGUAAGACCACGGGCUGAUAUUGAAGAUGAUCAAAUAUUUCAAACUAAACCUAGCACCGUUGUACGCGCUGACUUUAGCUCUUCAGACAGUGAAGAUGAAGCUGUAAUUAGUGAUUUCAGAAAGAGAAAUGUACAUUUAUUAAGUGAAAUUAGUAAGAAAUAUGAAGGUGAAGUUGUAUCUCGCAAAGAAUUAGUAAAAGAUACUACAGACAGUGAUAGCUUGCUAGGAAAAGAUGGUAAUGUACAUGAAAAUAGUUCAUCUGAUGAAGAAAAAAGAUCAGGUGGUUCAUUAUUAAAUGAUGAAAGUGAAAUCGAAAGUGAUGAUUACAGUAUUACAAAAAAUCAAAAAGACAAGAAUUCUAAUGAUGAACAAUCAGACGAUGAAGAAGAAUCUGACGAUGAAGAAGAAGGUGAAGGUUAUGACAUAAGUCAAAUGGACGAGCCGAUAAAAGAACAGUUUGAGCAUGUUAAAAAACAGAAUAUUUCUGAGGAAGCUAAAAAGGGAACCUGUGUCAGAAAUCAACUUUUAUUAUGGGAAGGUUUAUUAGAAAUGAGAAUACACAUGCAAAGAUGUAUGAAUACUGCCAAUAGAAUGCCAAUGGCUGAUACUUAUAAAGAUUUUAAAAAAUCCAAUGAAUUUGUUGAUGAAAGUGCUAUUGCUAUUAGCAAUGUUACUAAUGUGUUAGAUAAAUUUCUCACUUUGCAACAGUUAUUAUUAAAACAUUUCCCUGAAACAAAAGCGUUAUCUAAUAAUAAACAAACACCAGAUGCCAAACAAUCAAUAAGCAAUGACAGCGAUGAAGAAAUACCAAGUGACACAGAUAAUGAAGAAAUUCCAUCUGACACUGAGGAAGAAGAUAACUCGGAGAAAAACAAAAAACAAAAGAUUUCAAAUAAUCAAAUUCAAAAGAAACGAAAACUUGAGGACUAUGAGGGUGAUUUAUCCACAUGUCACAAAGCCUUCAAAAAUUUUAGAGAUGCUACCAUCCAAAAAUGGAAUGAGAAGACGAGAAUAGCAACUGCAGCUAAUAUAAAAAAUACACCAACUAAUACUAUUUUACAGCAGAUCUCUUACAUUUUGUCUGAUAGAAAUAAAUUAAUUCGUAGAACUCAGUUAAAGCGUUCAGAUUAUGAUAUUAUUGGGUAUAAAAAAGAAAUUAAUGUGGAGGAUAAACAUGAAGACAUUGAAAUGAAUCCUGUCACGAGAGAUAGGAAGGAUAAUGAUGAAUAUAUUCCAGAAAUAUUUGACGACAGUGAUUUUUAUCACCAACUCCUUAGGGAACUUAUUGAAUGCAAAUCAGCUGAUAUAUCAGAUCCUAUACAACUAAGUCGUCAGUGGAUUGCGUUACAGCAAAUGAGAAGUAAAAUGAAAAGAAAAGUAGAUACCAGAGCUACAAAAGGACGUAAAAUAAAAUAUGUAGUUCAUAAUAAAUUAGUCAGUUAUAUGGCACCAGAAAAGUCGUUGAAAUGGAAUGACGAGAGUACAAAUGAAUUAUACAGCUCUUUGUUUGGAAAAAUGUUUGAACACAAUAAUGUCGGUGUCAAUGUUAAUCUGGAAAAUGUUAAAAUAAAGGAU
Molecule: messenger RNA, 1641 nt
Organism: Brenthis ino (lesser marbled fritillary)
Lineage: Eukaryota; Metazoa; Arthropoda; Insecta; Lepidoptera; Nymphalidae
Source: the annotation of a GenBank genome assembly